This is a messenger RNA of Dreissena polymorpha, 471 nucleotides long. Its product is annotated as mucin-5AC-like. The record is from RefSeq and is a predicted model, not a curated record. The transcript has 3 exons. Lineage: Eukaryota; Metazoa; Mollusca; Bivalvia; Myida; Dreissenidae. Bases 1 to 471 code for a protein of 156 amino acids.
AUGUCUGCUAUAAAGACACCUCAGAGUACAUCACUUGAUACACCUCAGAGUAAAUCACUUGAUACACCUCAGAGUACAUCACUUGAUACACUUCAGAGUACAUCAUUAGAGACACCUCAGAGUACAUCACUUGAUAAACAUCAGGGUACAUCACUUGAAACUUCUCAGAGUACAUCACUUGACACACCUCAGAGUACAUCACUUGAUACACUUCAGAGUACAUCACUUGAUACACCACAGAGUACAUCACUUGAUACACUUCAGAGUACAUCACUUGAUAAGCAUCAGAGUACAACACUUGAUACACUUCUGAGUAUAUCACUUGAUAAACAUCAGAGUAAAUCUCUUGAUACACAUCAGAGUACAUCACUUGAUACACUUCAGAGUACAUCACUUGAUACACCUCAGAGUACAUCACUUGAAAUUGCUCAGAGUACAUUACUUGAGACACCUCAGAAGUUCAUCACGUGA